Molecule: messenger RNA, 1990 nt
Organism: Notolabrus celidotus (New Zealand spotty)
Lineage: Eukaryota; Metazoa; Chordata; Actinopteri; Labriformes; Labridae
Product: SIRT1 domain-containing protein
Exons: 8
Coding region: 290-1555 (421 amino acids)
Molecular function (GO): NAD+ binding
Source: RefSeq, a predicted model, not a curated record
UGUUUCCCGCCUGUAUUUGUAAUGAUUUAUUCAGGACCCGGAAACUGCAGCGGAGUGACAGCUCUCUGUGCCCUAACAAUAACAGUCUGAGAUGCUUGGAUGCAAUUGUCUUAAUUUUAGAAGAAGGAGGCACAUGUUCAACGUCUGAACCCCUGGUGGACCGGACUACAGAGGAUUGUGGAUAACAAAAACGAGUUUGGUUUACAAGGAGUGUUUUUCUGUCUGCUGUUUGCCUCCGCCGUCUGUGCAGCAUUCAAAAGGUCCGCCUUCUGGAAAGACAGGUGUGGGAAUGAACAAGUCCAGGUCCAGCUGGGAUAAAAAAGCUUCCCAGCCUGCAGUCACCAGGAUAACCCGCAGCUCCAGCUCUCAGGCCAGACAUCCUGACCCUGCAGAGACUCAGGACCCGGGUCCAGGUUCAUAUGGAAAACAAAGAAAGAAGCAGACAGACUCUGCUUUGGCCCAGGACCUGAGCCUGAUGAGUGUAAGCAGACAGGACAGUUUACCUGCGAGUAAAGGAAAGUCAAAAGGCAGCACUGUCUCCAUUCAGGCUGCUCACUCCUCUGGGUCCGGAUCUGAUCAAGAAAAGUCGUCUGUGUCUUCUGUAAAGUCCUCAUCCAGGGGAGGUCUGGCCUCUGUGGGUCGGCUGGUGAAGCUUGGUCGCUGUAAGAAGGUGGUGGUGGUGGCUGGAGCAGGAAUAAGCACAGCUAGCGGCAUUCCUGACUUCAGAACUCCAGGAACAGGUCUUUACGCCAACUUGGAAAAGUACAACAUCCCGUAUCCAGAGGCUGUUUUCAACAUUGACUACUUCACCAACGACCCGCAGCCUUUCUUCUCUCUGGCCAAGGCUCUGUAUCCUGGCAGCCAUCGACCAAACUACAUACACUACUUCAUCCGCAUGCUUCACCACAAAGGCCUGCUGCUCCGCAUGUACACGCAGAACAUCGAUGGACUGGAGAAGGUGUGUGGCAUCCCUGAUGACAAACUUGUUGAAGCUCACGGUAGUUUUGCCACAGCUUCCUGUCACCUGUGCUACACUGCCUAUCCUGCUGAAGAUGCUCAACAUGCAAUCAUGAAUGAUAACGUUCCCAUCUGCACGUUCUGCGCUGCAACAGUCAAACCUGAUGUUGUGUUUUUUGGAGAAGAUCUUCCUCAGAAGUAUUUCCUGCACACUAAAGACUUUCCCAAAGCAGACCUGCUUAUCAUCAUGGGAACUUCUUUACAGAUUGAGCCGUUUGCCAGCCUGGUGAACACGGUGCGCUCCACUGUGCCGCGUCUCCUCCUGAACCGACACGCUGUGGGUCCUUUUGAGAAGGUCCCUCUGCGCAAAGGAGACCACAUGGAGCUGGGUGACCUGGAGGACACAGUGCGAAGGUUUGCUGAGAUGCUCGGCUGGAGCAAUGAGAUUGAAGAACUGAUGAGGACUCAGGAGACAGUGAACAUAAGUGGACAGACACCUUCAGUGGAGACAUGCAGGUCCAAACAAGACCCUCAGAGAGCAGCCAGCAGCGGCAGCGAGGAGACAGACUCAGAAACGGACAGCAAGAGCUCUGCCUAAUGGAGCUGGAGCGAGCGACACUGAAUGUUUCAUAAACCACGGCACUGGAAAUGUCUGUGUUUGAACGAAGGUGGGAAGAUACUCUCAAACUGUUCUGCUGUUAACUGUUCAGGUUUCUUCUUGUGCUCGUGUGUGUUGGAGCGUGAGACAUCUUUACCUCAUCAUGUCGGUGUCAUAGAGUGAGUCAUGUUUUUUUUUUUGCUAUGUUCAUAUGUAAAUUUAAAAAAUGUAUCAAAUACAGUUUAUCAAGCCCAACAAGCAUAUUUAAAGCACUUACUAUUCAAGGAGGGCUCAUCCUGAACACUAGUAAAUACAUAUGAGCCCUGUUUCUUCAGGUGUUUUAAUUAUUCCAUGUCUAAGGGUAUUGUUUUAUAUCAGCCUAAUACUAUAUUUUAAACAGUAUUCAAUAAAAGUGUUGUGUCUUUUCCUUCUCGA